This is a messenger RNA of Ostrea edulis (European flat oyster), 2256 nucleotides long. RefSeq names its product protein draper-like. Bases 325 to 1425 code for a protein of 366 amino acids. The record is from RefSeq and is a predicted model, not a curated record. NCBI's taxonomy places the organism in Eukaryota, Metazoa, Mollusca, Bivalvia, Ostreida, Ostreidae. The transcript is spliced from 7 exons.
ACUCCGGGAACGAAGUCCAAAUCACACGGCCACACCUUGGACGGAUCGACUAGCCCCUGCAGAGGGGCAGCCACAGCCCCCUGAGAAGGUCCCUCGAUUCCCAAUCGAUAAUACAUGUACACCGGAUAACCCGGACAACUUCCGUGAAUCAAUAGAACAUUACAAAAAAAGUGAAACUUCCGUCUAAAACAUUAACAGCAUGUGGGAAAGCGACAUAAUUCUGGAAGGUGGUCACAUAUUAAGCGGUGAAUGACGUUACGCAACUAUAUCUACUUGACACAGAGCUUGAUAUACACGAAUUAAACCACUUUCAAAAACGCAAGGAUGGAACUACAGCAGGGAAUAAUAUUUCAUCUAAUGAUUUUAUACCUUUUCCUUACACAAGGAUGCAGCGAAAUAUGCGAUGACAGAUGCUGUCUCAACUAUUACAAACAUCGAAAUGGAUCCUGUGUCGAGUGUCCAAAUGGAACAUUCGGACUUCAGUGUAAUAGAACCUGUGUCCGUGGAUACUAUGGUAGAUUUUGUCUGUCAGAGUGUGAAUGUCCCGUUCAUACAUGUGACAAAAAGUAUGGCUGUUUGGUGGACAGAGUUAACGAACAUAAGGGCGACAAACGUGUCUGGACAGAUGUAGGGUACACUUUGGUAGGGUCCUUUACGACUUUGGGCAUUGUCGGCCUCAUGAUUUACCUUAAGUCAUGGUGUUCAAAAAGAAGUGUUUCAAGUCAGGAAACUAACCAGAAUGAUAUUGCUCAUCUAGAGAAUCACGAAGAAAAUCCUUAUGAGAUUCAUAGAAACUCGUCAUCCAGUGAAAGCGACGAUGUGGUUCCAGAACAAGCUACUAAUUCAGAUGACUAUACUGACUUACGAUUCUCCAGGAUGGAACCAAAACAGUGCACUACAAGCGGCAUAGAAGAUGACACAAAGCCUCAGCUUCCGUCUAAUAAAAAUAUUCCUGAAAACAGUCAUCAUGAUGAAGAUAAAAGCGAUGCAGGCGAAAACAACGGUGGGAAAUACAGCCAUUUAUCUCAACAGUCUGCAUAUAAUGUAUUGUCUUUUCGCCGUUAUCAUCCUGAAAAACUGUUAUGUUUAGGGCUAGCAGAUUUGUCCUCCAUGAUUGUGCAAUAUUCAGAUGAAGUUGUAGGUGAGUAUGACUCCAUUGAAAUGAAUCAUAACAAGCAAAGUCCACAGGAGAUGGAGAGAAUACAAUCCGAGGAAGAAGCCGUCCAACAAAGUUCGAUAGACAAAACAGUGAACCAGUAUAUCCUGAUAUCUCAAACAAGGAAAGAGAGAGAUAUGCCCAUGAAAGUUGACAUUGAUCAAGAAAUCUUUCAGUUUAAAGUAAAAAGUAAGAGUCUCCCGCCAGGAAAAGUGAGCCAAAAAGAGGUUUUACCUACACGCCCAUGGAGUGUGACGAAAGGCCAUUGACAUAUGGGUAAAUUAUGAUUUUUCAAAUCACUUAACAAGGAAGGAGAUGGCAAUGCUGUCGCUCUCAACAGAAUAUUUUGUUUGUUUCUUUGAAACAUCACUAGCUACUAAUAGUGAGAAUUCUUUAUCGUGUCAAUGCCUGUCAUAAUACACUGCAUUUCCGUUUAAAAUGUAUCAUCCUGAAGACCAACGAAUAUCUCUUCCAAACACCGGGCGUUUGGUGAUGGAGCGAUGACCACCUAUUUUACGUUUUAGGUUUUACACGGCUAAUAAAGAACAAGACUCGAACCCAUUGUGAAGAAGCGAACGCCUUGACCUCUGAGUUACCAUGACCGUCAUCUCGGCUGAGAUUCCUCUCGGCUGGAUAUUUGGACUGACGCCUUCACCGAAUCUCAGAGCAGUCCUUCACAAUUUACGUCUGGAAAUUCACAUUCAACUUGAGCCGGUUGAAAUAAUUAAUAUGCACGUAUUCCUGUUUACGAUGAUUGAAUUAAAAUACAACAGAACAAUAAUUUUAGUCAUCAUAUUAUUCUUAAAGCUCUAUGGUCUGAAUUACAAUAUUUUUUUCCAUCUUGUAAAAACGCUAUUAAAUCACCGCACGUAUGUAGUUAUGAGGCUGUAUGACAUAUCAUACAUUAUUUCACCUGUUUUAACCCAGAUAACUUGAUUUUAAAUCGAUGUUUACAAAUAACUGCGUCACUCUGCCAUUUCAAGUGACAGUCAAGUGACCAAUUCAAACUUUCAGAUCAUUGGUGGUCUUAUAUGUGUAAAGCUGUGUAUUUUAUUACAACAGUACCGUGCCAUAAGUUUAAUAGAAAUAAAAGUAUAGAA